Parasteatoda tepidariorum (common house spider) is the source of this 1374-nucleotide messenger RNA. Its product is annotated as 2-Hydroxyacid oxidase 1. The record is from RefSeq and is a predicted model, not a curated record. Gene Ontology annotation, cellular component: peroxisomal matrix. Gene Ontology annotation, biological process: fatty acid alpha-oxidation. Lineage: Eukaryota; Metazoa; Arthropoda; Arachnida; Araneae; Theridiidae. Gene Ontology annotation, molecular function: (S)-2-hydroxy-acid oxidase activity; FMN binding.
UUUCUCUAUGCUUUCCUCAUUUCUUUUUAAAGAUAGGAGUGUAUAAUGGCGACUAGUAAUUCAAUCGAUGACUUUUUCUGUAUUGAUGAUUUUGAAAAGUUUGCCCUUAAAAGUUUAAGUAAAAAAAUUGGUGAUUAUUAUAAAAGUGGUGCAAACAAUGAACAGACUUUAAUUGAAAAUAAAGAAGCUUUUAAAAGGUUACGUUUUAGAACUAGAAGUCUUCAAAAUGUUUCAAAACGGCAUUUGGCUGUUACUCUUGCAGGGAAAGAUGUUUCCUUCCCUAUUGGAAUUGCUCCUACUGCUAUGCAAAGGAUGGCUCAUCCUGAUGGAGAAAUAGCCACGAUAAAGGGAGCAAAUCAUGAAAAUGUCAUUAUGAUACUCAGUACUUUAUCAACAACUUCAAUGGAAGAUGUAGCCAAAGCAGCUCCUAACUCAAAGAGAUGGUUUCAAUUAUAUAUUUACAAUGAAAGAAAGGUUACUGAAAAUCUGGUUGCUCGAGCAGAAAAGGCUGGCUUCUCUGCAUUAGUUGUCACUGUUGAUACUCCAGUUUUUGGUCAUAGAAUUGCUGAUUCAAGAAAUAGAUUUGCUCUUCCUCCUCACUUGAGGCUUGCAAAUUUUGAUACAGACUUGUCAUCAUUACCAUCAUCAACUGAAGAAUCUAAUUUAAAUAAAUAUGUGAAUUCUUUGUUUGAUCCCUCCUUAACUUGGGAAGAUAUUCUUUGGUUGAAAUCUAUCACAUCUUUACCAAUCAUUGUAAAAGGAGUUCUGACAGCUGAAGAUGCCAUUUCAGCUGUUAAAUAUGGUGUAUCUGGAAUUAUUGUAUCAAAUCAUGGUGGAAGGCAGCUAGAUGGUGUUCCUGCAACUAUUGAAGCAUUACCUGAAGUUGUUAGAGCUGUUGCUGGACGCUGUGAAGUGUAUAUGGAUGGUGGUGUGCGUACUGGAACAGAUGUUCUCAAAGCUUUAAUUUUGGGGGCAAAGGCAGUGUUUAUUGGAAGGCCAAUUUUAUGGGGUCUUGCUCAUAGUGGUGAAAAAGGAGUAAUAAAAGUUCUUCAGAUUUUAAAGAAAGAAUUAGACCUUUCUAUGGCUUUGCUUGGUUGCACCAAUGUGAAUGAUCUAAAGCCAUCUAUGGUUGUAAGACAGGAACAUUAUUCAAAACUGUAAGAUUUCUUUUGUAACAGAAAUCAAGUUUAACAAAUGUAUAUAAUCUAAUAGUUGAAAUGUUAAAAAUAACAGUUAUUUGUUUUAAUUUAUUUUUAUACUUUUUAGAUAAAAUGUAUUUAUGUAUAAUAUAUAUUUGUUUAAGGUGACAGUUUUUAAAAAUAUUUCACCUAUUAGCUUGUAUACCUAAUAAAAAAUAAUUUCAAUUAUUUAAAU